Molecule: messenger RNA, 1782 nt
Organism: Parastagonospora nodorum SN15
Lineage: Eukaryota; Fungi; Ascomycota; Dothideomycetes; Pleosporales; Phaeosphaeriaceae
Exons: 4
Coding region: 1-1782 (593 amino acids)
Source: RefSeq, a predicted model, not a curated record
AUGAAUCGCGGUCCACUUCAUGGCGCCCCGCCGGUGAGAGGCCAAGCGCCCCCUCCACGUGGCCCAGUGCGCGGCGCUCCGGUGGCGUAUGGAAAUCAGGAUGCGCGUGGCAACCUUGCGGUCCAGCCUGCUGCUGUACUGAGUGCUUUCAAGUUUAAGAAGGCCGCUGUCAAGGUCGUCGGUGCCGCUACUGCCAGAUCGAGUUCAGCAGCUGCAAGUUCCUCGCCCGUCCCUAGACCGGUUAAGGCGAAGCCGAGAGAAGUCGAACAUCAAGAGCCCGUGCAGCAUACUGUGGCCGUCACUUCUAGUCUUGCUGGUGUAGCACCAGUCUCCAUCAAGACCGAGCUCCCCGCCUCGCACACUGGUGAGGAGUCGGCUCUUGACGAUCUGUUUGCGCGCCUGAACGCACAGGAAGCCUCCAAAUUAUCAAGCAGCGACCAGUCGGCAUCACCACCGCGCCCUACGGGCAACAUCUUCUCAUUCGAAGACGGUCCGGGUGUCCAAGAUGCCAGUAGCGAUAUCCCCCGAAGCACGAGUGCAAUUGAGGCUAGAGAGACUAUGACCUCAAAUGCACGAGGCCCCAUUACCAACACAGUUGUCCCGAAGACUGACGAGGCCGCUCAACCUGCAGGAAAAGACGAGACUGAUGAGCCCGAGUCGAGGGAGAGCAUGUAUCUUCGAAAGGCCGCUGACUAUCUCGAAGCCCUACCAUAUGGCAACAGUGUUCCUGUCGAUAUCAUCAAAAGCGUGUCGAAGAAGUUGCGCAGCGUCUACGCUCCCAACGCUAAGCUCAGCAGCGAAGAGGCCGAGAAACUCAAAGCUCGGUAUGCCUUUGCCAUCGUCAACUACGUCAACAAGUUCUACAAGAAAGCCGCGAAGCCGAUUACUUCAGAAGUUGCCAAGAAAGCUCUGCAUGAUGCCAACGGAGACAUGUUGCGCGUAUGUGCAAUGCUUGUUGAGGAGAAGUACCUGUCCAUUAAGGACAUGGAUAGCAUCGCUGGAUUGUGCAGUAUGAUAAAUGAUGCCCUUCCGAAGGCUGAGGCCCCCUCCGCCCUGGCUACUCCAAAACCUGGACCAAAUGCUCCUGUCGCAGCUGUCCGUGAUUCUACUUCAUCUGUUUCCGCCAGAAAGGACCCACUGGUAGGCCUGACAGCAUGGCCAACGCAAGAGAAGCGUGAGACUCCUCCGGCAUACCGCGUCUGCAUCCUUAAGGGAGUCUCGGGCAUCAAGAGCAUCAACCAACUCCAAGCUCUUGUUUGGGGCGGUAGACUCGAGUCCCUGGCUCUUCCGGUCCCUGGCUCCGACUUCGCUGUUGUUCGCUUCCUCACACCUGAGGCGUGCGACAAGUACUUCAAGGCCACAGAGAACGGUAUUGAAGUUCAAGGUGACAAGAAGACUCUUAUUUUCGUCGAAAAGCAGGCGGGUCCAACCUCAAUCAACGACACUAUCCGCAACUGCACCGAAGGCGAUGCCUCGCGAUGCAUACGCGCUCUCGACGCCGAUGAGGACUGGUCUGACAUGCAGCUCAUGAAGCUUGCGCGAGGCAAGAGCUCGAUCAAGCGCGAGGUAGACCGCAUCAAGCAGGGCAUUACUGCUCGAGGACGCCACUACAUUGACUUUCGCUUCGCCAGCAUCUACCAUGCACUCAACUUCAAGCAGCAGCUCCACCAGGAAGAGGACUGGGAAUCCUGCACCAUCGUCUACGCUCCCGAUCCGUGCGAGAUAGCGCACAGCGUUCACUACCAGGACGAGGAUGGUGAGGCCACUGGUUUCUUCGCCUGA